AGGAGACCAUCGCUGGGUCCUUCUGAUCUCCAUCACAGUCUCGGAUGCGGAUGCGGGCGGGUCCACACGCCACGGAGCCGAGACGUGGGGGGGGGGUACCGUGUUUUAGGGGUAACAAACCGCCGCAUCGGCUAUGAGCAUCCACGCCGUGGAGCAGAAGUAGACGCAGCUCUCACGCCACGGACGCGUCGAGGAUGAACGGAACCGCAGCGGCCACCGGAUCGGCUUCCUGCCGAUUCGCCCACUAUUUCGUUGAGUGCGGAGUGGACGCGGACACGGGCCUGGAGCCGGACGACGCAGCAGGUGAAGGCUUUCAGCAGAGCCCCAUUGGACGUUCGUUCAAGUCCAAGGUUCUGGUGCACUACCCCGAAAGCACAGACAGAAACCCCUUCAAUCCAGAUGCCGUCAACAUGCUCUGUAUGCCGAGAGGUCUCUCCUUCCGUACGCGGACUGACAAGCUCGAUCCUCAGUUUCACUCAUUCACGAUGUCCUUGGACGACGGUGCGCGUUCCUACGGCUUCGUCCACACCUUCUAUGAGGAGGUGACAAGUGCUCAGAUCAUCACGGCUAUGCAGGUUCUCUGCCAGAUGCACCACGUGGAGCACCAUUCAGCUUCAUCCGCCUCCUCUCCGUCCUCCUCGGCUUCAUCUGCGUCCUCGCCGUCCACCUCCAGCAUGGACUCGCUAGUGAGCAGCUUGGACGAGUCGGACACGGAAUCCUUGGUUUCCGCCUGCCUCGGCUGCGCGGGCUCCUUCGAUCCAGCCCGCGACACUCUGUACGUGUCCAAGGCGCUCUGCCUCCUCACGCCGCUCCCCUUCCUCCAGGCCGCUCGGGAGUUUCUGUCUCAGCUGCACCAGGCGGUGACGUCCCACACGGCCCCACCCCUCCCGAUCGAGAGCUACAUCCACAACAUCCUCUACGAGGUGCCCCUGCCUCCUCCGGGUAGGUCGCUGAGGUUCCACGGGGUGCAGGGCCCCAUCGUGUGCCAGCGGCCCGGCCCGGGGGAGCUGCCGCUGGGCGAGUAUCCGCUGGGGGAAGCCUUCUCACUGCUGGGCGUAGACAACGUGGUUCAGCUUCUCACGUGUGCACUUCUGGAGACACAGGUCCUGCUUUGCUCUCACGACUACCAACGUUUGAUGACAGUGGCAGAGGGCAUCACCACUUUGCUAUUCCCGUUCCAGUGGCAACACAUCUACCUACCCAUUGUUUCAGCGCCGCUACAUCACCUCCUGGAUGCUCCUGUGCCGUUCCUGAUAGGCAUCCAGCGCAGAGAUGGAGCUCAGCGCUCCGCACUGCACCUGCCACACGAGGCAAAUCUGUGCUUCGUGGACAUUGACAACAGCUGCGUGGAGGCCCCCGAGGACCUCCCCGUGUUUCCAGACCAGCUUGACUUAAUCCAGGAGUUGAGUGAGGUACUGCUGCGCUUCGGGCUCCCCCCACGGGGGGGUGCGGCCGCGGCGCCUGCUGCGGCCUCCCCUCGCCUCAGCAGCCUCGUGCUGGAGGAUCUGAUGGAGGACAGAAGGAACGGGAACCUGGGAGGUGAAGAGCUGGAGGUGCUGGAGAGGCUGCAGGCUCUGGCGCGACGGUGCGGAGGAGAAAAAACGCCCGAUGGAGGGAAGACGCUGGGACGCGUGUUUGAGGAGGAGGACGAAGGGUUGAAGGCUGCAAAGCUAAACAUUCAGCUGAGGGAGGUGUUUGCAGGACGUUUUGCUGCCCUGUUUGGCCGGUACGAGGAGUUUGUCAUCCACAGCGCUCUUGACUUGGACUCCUGGUUGAGCAACCGAGAGGCAACGUUCAGCUUUGACAAGGGUUCCUUCCUGUCACUUCAGCCUGGGACACACCUGCACUUCUUGUCCCGGUUCCUGGAGACAUCCAUGUUUUCUUCCUUCGUCGAUGGGAAAGUGAUUUCUCGCUGGGCGGAGAGAGAACCUCUGCAGCAGCUGUUCGACAGCCGCCUGCAGACAGAACGACUGUACGACACAGACGAAGAGGACUCCCGUAACUGUCGCUACAGGAAAUGCACCACGGUCUUUGAAUCAGCUCAGGUAAUCGAGCGCAGGCUGCUGAAGGCUGACCACACCGCCAUACACCCCCACCUGCUGGACAUGAGGAUCGGACAGGGCCGUCACCAUCCGGGCUACUUCCCUAAGCUGCAGGCUGAUGUGCUAGCACAAGGACAAAGCACCAACAAGUGGUCUGGACGUGUCACAGCAUCCCGCAGGACUGACCUCAAGAGAUCAAGUGUGACUGAAAACCCAGGAGUGGACAAUGAGCACAGACCGAAGAACACAUUUGUGAGGAAGAACCUUCGCCAGGCUAAGCUACUUGACUCGUCGCCUCAAGCUGUCACUCAGACUCAUCGGGAGUUUGUCGACGGGCUGCUCAGCGAGUGUCGACUGAAGACCAAACGAAUGUUGAUGGAGAGGAUGGGGAAGGAGAGCGUGGAACUGGGUCGGGGAGAAGUGAACAUCACAGGCCUGCAGGAAAACACACUCAUCCACGGUCUGUGUGACCUACUGGAGAGAACCUGGGGCCACGGUCUGCAGCUUAAACAGGGGAAGUCCGCUCUUUGGUCCCAUCUGCUUCACUACCAGGCAGCCCGGGUGAAGACGGAGACACCAGCUGAGUCCCCAGGGUCUGAUGGUUUGGACCAGAGAACGUUUGAUGUUGGCGCUCUGCUCCUGAGAGGAUCGCUCUUACAGGACAUGAGGUUUAUCCAGACCAUGGCGGAGGGUAUGUCUGAGGUAGGUCAGGCCCGGGCCUGGAUUCACCUGGCUCUGGAGAAGAAAAUGCUGUCUCAGCACCUUAAAGAGCUGCUUGCAAACCAGGAGCUGCUCAGGCAGCUUUACAAACCCCAUGCAUUCCUGCUCUGUGAGGAAGAGAGGGAGCAGUUUCUGUUCCACCUGCUCUCUCUCAACACUGUGGACUACCUAUGCUUCACACAUGUCUUCACCUCAGUCAGUAUUCCAUACCGUGUUGUCAUAAUACCCAUGAAGAAGCUGAGUAUUGCAAUGGCCACAGUUGACCCCUGGGUGUGCGUGUCGGGAGAACUAGGGGAUUCAGGCGUUAGACAGAUCCCGAAGAAUACACAGGAGAUUUUUUUCCAGUGCAAGAACCUGGGCAGGCUGAGCACGCUGCAACUGGGACAGGAGAACUCUGGCCUGCUGGCCAAGUGUCUGAUUGACAGUGUGAUGGUCUAUAACGAGGUCACCGGACACACCUACAAGUUCCCGUGUGGCCGAUGGCUGGGGAAAGGCGUGGGCGACGGCAGCUUGGAGAGAGUUCUCAUUGGUCAGCUGGUGCUACCUGGAGGGGAAGAGGAUGCAGGCAGGUGGACGGGGACGCCUCCGGAGCCGGCCUCUCCUUCUCAGAGUGUGCGGGCUGUGCUCGAAUCGCUUGGCAGCCGAAGCCGAAUACUGUCUGCUGAAGUACAUGAGGACAUGAGGGAGGCUGCAAAUAACCUCGUUAAGCACUUCCACAAACCUGAACAAGAGAGGGGAAACCUGACGGUCUUGUUGUGUGGUGAAGGCAGUCUGGUGCUUUCCCUGGAGAAGUUCCUCCUGCACGGGCUCAAAUCGAACCGUCUUUUCCAGAGGAAUGUGUUUGUUUGGGACUUUGUUGAAAAGGCAGUGGUUUGCAUGGAGACAGCUGACCAAAUGGGGGACAUGCACGGAUCAAUGCUGAUCAAAGAUCCCCCUUGUGACUUGCUGUGUCACUAUGUCAAUGCCAUCAAUGGCUCGUCACGAAACAUUGGGAAGGAGGGAAAGUUUCAGCUGUUUGUCUGCUUAGGGAUCCGGGACCGGCUCCUCUCCUGGUGGCUCCCCCUGCUGGCUGAGUGUCCCCUGACCGCCCGGACAUAUGAGGACGGCGCGCUGCUGCGGGACCGAGCUGCUGUACACUCUCUCUCCCGCAUCCUGCAAACACUGAAUGAGUUUACCAUCACCCUGGAGACUGCACUAGUCAAAGGAGUUGACCUCUGACCCAACAGAUAAGCCCCGGCUCUGUGACUUACUGCAGGAAUGCAGAUGGGUUCAAACUUUCAUCUUGCCCCGUGUGGGGAAGGGAAGGACAUUCAGGCACUUGAGAAAUGUGACCUUUUCAUAAAUGAAGACAGUGGACCAGAACAAGUCCCUCGAAGCAUAAGCUUCAAACAUAUUGCCUUGUUCACUGAUGUAAAUGUCUUUUAUGCUGUAUUUGCUUCAGGAAAUAGUCCGGUUUUCCCAUGAUUGUUUACACUGUGAAAUUUACGUUUCCUUAAAGGAGAAAUAGAAAGUUAUUUACCAUCUCACAUUUACAGUAGAUAUUUUAACAGCUCACUCCAUUAGAUGUACCUGAUCCAAUGACAACCAUAACUCUCCUUCAACUGCUGUAUUGCUUGCACUCAAACUUCAAACUAAGCACAUGCAUGGCCAAAAUAUGUUUGUUCAUUUUAUCUUAGUGGUUGUGAUCUAAAAUAUUAGGACUCAGGCCUUAUUGUACAGAAACAAGAAAAAAGACGUGACUUCAUCCUUCGGAUAUCUUAUUAAUUAUAUUCUACAAAAGAUAAUGUUCCCAAUUGUUGAUAUAUUACAAAAUGUUGUAUUAUGAUGCUGUUGUCUAACAUCUUGCCUGUUUAUCAUUGUUUACUUCAGUUUGGGAUCCCAUACUGAAGAGUCUUCUGUUGGUAAAAAACGGAAACCAAACUGGUCCUAAUUGUGUCACACUUUGCCAGAAAGUGUUUUUCCUGCUCUCAUUGUAAAUAUGUUCUUUCAGAUCUUUAAUAUAUUUACUCUUGUUUAUUAUAGUGUGCUGAUUUUGUGGUAUAUUUUUUCUGUAUAAAGGCAUCUUGUUUGUGUAAGUUACUUACCUGAAUAUGUGGAUAACAGUCAUGCUAUGUGUUUCAAACCGUUGAGUAGAGUUCAGUUUCUACAAAACUCAGUAUUAUCUUGUCACAUUUUUAAUUGAAUGGUUAUAGAGUUACAAAAACUCUGUCUCCUGCACUGUCCUGCGAGCACUAUGUAACUAAGACCCUGCCUUUCUUAUCAUUUAAAAAACAACUUAGAGAAAGCAAUAAUGAGUUGUUAUUUAUAACGUGUGUUGUCAAAGAUUAAAGAUAAUAUUGACAAUAACUGA
Pungitius pungitius (ninespine stickleback) is the source of this 5112-nucleotide messenger RNA. Its product is annotated as DENN domain-containing protein 5B-like. The transcript is spliced from 21 exons. The record is from RefSeq and is a predicted model, not a curated record. Bases 195 to 3980 code for a protein of 1261 amino acids. Gene Ontology annotation, molecular function: small GTPase binding; guanyl-nucleotide exchange factor activity. NCBI's taxonomy places the organism in Eukaryota, Metazoa, Chordata, Actinopteri, Perciformes, Gasterosteidae.